Molecule: messenger RNA, 360 nt
Organism: Pedinophyceae sp. YPF-701
Lineage: Eukaryota; Viridiplantae; Chlorophyta; Pedinophyceae
Source: the annotation of a GenBank genome assembly
AUGAUCGCGGCGCGUCGCCUGACGGGAACCCUACCGGGGUGUGCGGAGCGCGCGUUCGGCAGCAACGUGCCCGCGGCUGCCGCGGACCCCUUCUCGCUGGACGUCCUGUCUCUGUACAGAUCCAUCAUGCGCUCUGCGAGGAACUUCCCGAGCAGCAACCGGGCGGGUCUCAUCGAGUCGAUACGGCAGGACUUCCGCGACGGGGCCAAGGUGACGGACAGGGAGGAGGUUGCCAAGCGGCGCCAGUCGGCCGUGACGGGGCUCCGGCAGCUGCAGGCGUUCUCCGAGGCGGCCAGUGCCAGAGGCGGUGAGGGCUCGGUGUUCCUGGGCGGCAACGCCAACGACAGCUGGUGGCAGUGA